Messenger RNA from Besnoitia besnoiti, 291 nucleotides. RefSeq lists its product as uncharacterized. Lineage: Eukaryota; Apicomplexa; Conoidasida; Eucoccidiorida; Sarcocystidae. The record is from RefSeq and is a predicted model, not a curated record. The transcript has a single exon. The coding region runs from base 1 to 291 and encodes 96 amino acids.
AUGGCGCGCCUUUAUUUCCAGUCAGUAGCACCUUUAUUUUGCCUCUUGUUGGCACUCGUCUACCGUGCAGACGCACUCCGAGACUCAAGCUUCUCGAACCGGAUAGAAUCUGUCAUCCGCAUGGAAGGAGAUCAGGAGGCUGCGCCAUCGAUUGCCGCGGAAAUGCCGGUCGUCAGUUUCGUUGAAAUAGAGGAGAAGUACCCCGGCCUUACAGUCGCCGAGAUGACGGGACUGCCUGUUGAAGAGGCGUGUGCCUGCAUGGUGAAUCAGAAAUGCUCGCCUGAUAAUUGA